Molecule: messenger RNA, 718 nt
Organism: Calliphora vicina (urban bluebottle blowfly)
Lineage: Eukaryota; Metazoa; Arthropoda; Insecta; Diptera; Calliphoridae
Exons: 2
Coding region: 21-656 (211 amino acids)
Source: RefSeq, a predicted model, not a curated record
UUUGCCCAAGCAGCACAAACAUGGUGGCUCACAAAAUUGUGAAUAUAUGUUUUGUGCUAAUCCUAAUACAGAAUGUGUUCUGCAAACCUGCAGAGUACACCUCCGAAGAGUUGGACUCGGCUAUCGAUGAGAUGAGAACAAAUGGCAAACCAGAACAAAAACUUCUUCUACUUAGUGUAGAUUCUCUACAGGAAAUAAAUGAAGAAUACGCCGUCAGUGCAGUUAAUUUCACUAAACAUUUGCUGAAAGAUGAUGCUUUGUUGGCCAACGAUAAGCCUGAAGUAUUGGAGUUUAAAAAGAACCUUACCUUGUAUCUUGACAGUAAUGAUCCAUCAGCAAAUCUAACAACAACUAAUGACAUUACAGACAAUUUUACUGAUACUAUCAAACAUUAUGUAUUGCUUCCCGAGGAUAAAGCAACACCCGAAUCGAAAUUCAUUAUGGAACUUUUAAACAAACACAAUUGGGUAGAUUUACAAGACAAUUUGUAUAAUGACACUGAUAAGUUUUUUAAAGAAUUCCUCAAGAUGAUUGAAGAAAACAAAGAGGUUUUGAAAAAGCCCAUAUUGGAUUGGUAUGACAAAUAUAGAACUUUAACUGAUUUCCAUGAAAAAAUGGAUGCUAUUAUUGAGAUUGUUGCUCUUUUGUUUAACUAAGUAUAUAUUUUAUAAAGAUUUUUGUACGAAUAAAUAAAAAGAGCUUAGAAGAAAGAAUGAAA